Messenger RNA from Moneuplotes crassus, 1078 nucleotides. The record is from the annotation of a GenBank genome assembly. Lineage: Eukaryota; Ciliophora; Spirotrichea; Euplotida; Euplotidae.
UAUUUUAACAAAAAUGAUAGAUUAUACAUUCAGAAGUAUGUCUGAAUUCACCCCAGUAAAGCAUGGUAGAUCCCUUGCUAAGAAGCUUGGAGAGGGAACUUUUGGGACUGUCUUCUUAGCCUAUGAUGAUGUUGAAAAAGAGUAUGUAGCAAUCAAAAAGAUAAAACUCAAAAAAUUUGAUGAAGGUGUUCCCAAAGAUGUAAUCAGAGAGAUUGAGGCACUCAAAUGGCUCAGAGGAAACCCUAACAUUAUUGAACUUAAAGCAGUAUUCUUAUAGACGAAGACUGCAUUGUCCUCGUCCUAGAACUUCUCGAGUUCGAUUUGUUUGAUUACAUCAAGUUUUGGAAGACAAAUGAAGGAGAUGAAGAGAAGAGGAUGAAAGAAAUACAGCGAAUUAUGUACAUGCUUAUAAGUGCAGUCCAUCAGUGACAUAUGAAUAACAUCAUGCACAGGGAUAUCAAACCUUCCAAUAUAAUGUUUGAUAAAAGUGGGAAGUUGAAACUCAUUGAUUUUGGUCUUGCAAGAGUCUCUGUUCCUGACGAAUCUCUCCCUGAGAGAGUAAUGUCGCUUGAAAUUGGCACACGAUGGUAUAAAGCUCCUGAAGUUCUUCUGGGAGCUAAGGACUAUGACAAAAGCAUUGAUAUAUGGGCAAUUGGGUGCAUAUUUGGAGAAUUAUUAGGAAAUAAAACACUAUUCAAAGGAUGAAAUGAUAUUGAACAAAUAGUGAUGGUAAUAAAGACAAUAGGGACCCCUAAUGACACAACAUGGCCGAACUUUAAAAACCUUCCAGAUUUUCCCAAACUCAUUUUCCCAAAAAGUGAGGGAACUUCAAUGAAAGAUAUAUUUCCUAAGUAUGAAGGUGUGAUAACAGAUUUCUUACAAGAUUUGUUGACUCUGAAUCCUGAGAAUAGGCUACUUACCUCUGAGGCAUUAAAGAAUAAAUACUUUACUGAUGAUCCUCCUAGAGAGGAGGAUUGAUACAUUGAUUUGCCCAGUAUGGAUGGAGAAGGGGAAGACUCAUUUGAAGCAUAGCAUAAGUCCUAAAAUCCAUUCUAAAGUAUCUUCAAAUCCCAUUAUA